CCACCUCUGCUAUCUUAGCUUGCAAUCCUAAUACAACUUCACGUUCUGCUACCACGUUUACCCAGCAUCCUGCCUCAAAUUAAAUCACGUUAUCCUCCCUCUGAAAGCACUGCAGCUAUCCCUUGUUCCUCAGGCUCACUGGGGGUAAAAACCUCCCUGCUUCUGUAAUCGGCCCCUAGCCACCCCCCAGGCAGCCCCUCAUUUUUUGCCAUUGCCAGCCCCGCUACAGGCAGCUCCCUGCCCCCCACUCUUGUCCCAGGCACCCCCCCUACCCCCAACACAUGUACCAGGCAGCUGACCCCAGCCCCCCGCCCCGCCCCACUCGCGGCUCCGCAUUCGCAGACACAGAGGAACAAAAGGCACCGCGUCCUCCCUCUCCCCACAGGGGGUCUAAGGCGGCUCCGCUCAGGCAGCGCCGGGGCGACCACGGAAGCGAGCCGCCACCCAGCCAGAGCCGCCACCCACCCGGUGCUCCCGCUCGGCAGCGUCGCCAGGAGUGAGACUGAAGAAUAAUGUAUGAAAGUUAUUGACAUCAUGACAACCAUCCGACACAGAAAGGGAAUAAAAGUCACAGAAGUUGCUGAAUAUCUGACACAAGAGAAAAAUGUGAAGCCUGAUGGAAAAGUUCGAGCUGUUUACACAGGUGGAAAGCUAUGGAAGAGACUUUCACUUACAGUUGGUGGAACUGUUGCCAUAUCUCUUGGACUUCUUACUUCUGUUUAUGUUGCUACUCUACAUGAAAAUGACCUGUGGUUUUCCAAUAUUAAGGAAGUAGAACGGGAAAUUUCAUUCAGGACUGAAUGUGGAUUGUAUUACUCCUACUACAAAGAGAUGCUGCAGGCUGCAUCCAUCCAACAAGGUUUACAUGGCUUAAUAUAUGAUAAUAAAACUGAAUCUCUGAGGACAAUUAACAUACUUGAAAGGAUGAAUGUUUACCAGGAGGUGUUUCUCAGCAUACUGUAUAGGAUUCUUCCCAUUCAGAAGUAUUUAGAGCCUGUUUAUUUUUAUAUCUACACUUUAUUUGGACUUCAGGCACUUUAUGUCAUUGCUCUAUAUGUAACCAGCUGGCUUCUUAGUGGAACGUGGCUUUCAGGUUUGUUAGCAGCUUUCUGGUAUAUUACAAACAGAAUAGAUACCACAAGAGUAGAAUUCACCAUUCCAUUGAGAGAGAACUGGGCACUGCCAUUCUUUGCAGUUCAGAUAGCAGCAAUCACAUACCUAUUCAGAUCUCAUUUACAGCCUCUUCAUGAAAAACUGACACUUCUUGCAGUGUUUAUAUCAACCUCUCUCUUUAGCCUGACUUGGCAAUUCAAUCAGUUUAUGAUGCUGAUGCAAGCAUUAGUAUUAUUCAUAUUGGACUGUCUUGACAUGCUUCCCACAACAAAGGUUACAUGGCUCUACAUUAUACAAUUAACAGGCAUACUACUGGUCUGUGUUCUACAGUUCUGUAAUUCCAUGAUUCUUGGAUCCCUACUUAUAAGUUUUAAUGUGUCAGUCUUGCUAGCAAGAACAGUUCAGAAAAACAUGAAAAUGGGAUGCUUGCUAAAUAGACUUGGGAAACUUUUCUUCCAUGUACUCAUGGUGUUAUGUUUGACACUUCUAGUUAAUAACUUUAUUAAGAAAAUUCUUAAUCUUGAGUCAGAUGAACAUAUAUUUAAAUUCCUGAAAGCAAAAUUUGGAUUUGGAGCAACAAGAGAUUUCGAUGCUAACCUGUACCUCUGUGAAGAAGCAUUUGGUCUGCUGCCAUUUAAUACUUUUGCAAGACUCUCAGAUACAUUACUUUUUUAUGCCUACCUAUUUGUUCUCUUGCUUAUGGCAAUAGCAGCUGCUGUUGUUGCUUUUCAGAAUCUCAGUGGUUCAGCUAAUGUCCAAUCCACAGAUAAAAUGGAAAUUUCCACAAUAGUACUGAAGCCUGGAGCUGCCUACAACUUAAUGCACACAAUUCUGUUUGGAUGCCUGGCUUUAAGCACAAUGAGAAUGAAGUACCUUUGGACUUCCCAUAUGUGUGUAUUUGCCUCUUUUGGUUUGUGCAGUACUGAAGUUUGGGGAUUUGUCCUGAAAUCUGUUCGUCUCUACACACCACAGAGGCUGUGUGUCAUUAGGUUUUUGGUACCAAUAAUCAUAUUGCUGUACCUUUCCUGUAAGUUCUGUCCAGGAAUUGUGGAUGAGCUCUCAGAGCUGAGAGAAUUCUAUGAUCCAGACACAGUGGAGCUGAUGAACUGGAUUAAGUCAAACACUCCUAAGAAAGCAGUGAUUGCUGGGAGCAUGCAGCUAUUAGCAGGAGUCAAACUGUGCACUGGAAGGAUCUUAACUAAUCACCCACAUUAUGAAGACAAGAGUCUAAGGGAGAGAACAAAACAAGUUUAUCAGGUAUAUGCAAAAAGAUCUCCUGAAGAUGUCUACAGCAUACUGAGAUCCUUUGGAACAAACUAUGUAAUUUUAGAGGACAGCAUAUGUUAUGAAAGACGGCAUAGCAGAGGCUGUCGGUUACGAGACCUGCUCGAUAUAGCUAAUGGUCAUGUCAUGGAUGGUCUAGGAGAGAAUGAACCUGAUCUGAAAGCUUCACUGUAUCCUCGCUUCUGUGAGGAAAUUAAAAAAAACUUGUCUUCUUAUUCUAUGUACUUCACUAGAGCGUUCCAGAACAAAACAUUCCAUGUUUACAAGCUUGCUAAACAUAAAUAGUGUAUUUUCCCAACAGUGGUUUUAAAUUCAGUGUGUUAUUGCUAGGACCACAGUGGGAAAUGCUGAAGAAGUUUACAAAAUGUUACUUUUUUAGGCAUUUUACAUUAAGUGUUUCUUGUUUAAUUAAUGUGAUUCUUCAGGUAGUUUUAGACAGUUUAAUUUUUAUAACAUUCUUGACAUUGAUAGGGAAUUUUCCAUUUUUAGCUGACUGAAAAACGUGCAGAAUAGGCAGUCUGCGUCAACGCUGCAGAAUGACUAAUUUAUACAAUUCUGCUCAGGGUUUUGAAUAUUUUACUGUACCAUGAACGUGAUAGAAGUAAGUUGAGUCUAGGCCUUGUUACUUCAUAACUAAAUAUGUGUUAGCUGUGGUCUUUGAAGAUAUUAAAACACUAAAAAUUUUGGUUUCAAUCCUAGAAGCUCAUCCUUGCAGGCAAACGUUUCUGCCCAUGCAGAGCCUGUUUUGUCUUCAAUGGGACACUCCUGGACCCUUAGGCCCACAUAGUUUGGAUCUGAUGGCAGGAUCGAAGCCU
Molecule: messenger RNA, 3212 nt
Organism: Gopherus flavomarginatus (Mexican gopher tortoise)
Lineage: Eukaryota; Metazoa; Chordata; Testudines; Testudinidae
Gene: DPY19L3
Product: dpy-19 like C-mannosyltransferase 3
Exons: 19
Coding region: 517-2682 (721 amino acids)
Cellular component (GO): nuclear inner membrane
Molecular function (GO): mannosyltransferase activity
Source: RefSeq, a predicted model, not a curated record